Messenger RNA from Lepisosteus oculatus (spotted gar), 721 nucleotides. Lineage: Eukaryota; Metazoa; Chordata; Actinopteri; Semionotiformes; Lepisosteidae. The record is from RefSeq and is a predicted model, not a curated record.
CCGCGACCGGAGCGAGCGGUCGUGCCGUGUAGAAGUGCCCACAGGCUGCACUGACGCCUCCGUGGAAAUAGGAAACAAUCUGAUAUUUCUAGUCACCCUGGAUACUGUUGCCGAGAGACGCCGUGUUUGGGUCGCAGCCCGGGAGACAGAUCCCAGCUCCAUCCGCAGAGAUCCUGUUGGACACAGAUGAUGGCGCGAGUUGCAGUAGGUCGGCCCUGCCCCCGUGUGCUGGCCAGCGUGGGCGCGGAUGUGAACCCCCUGAGCUUCUACAGCACCUCCUACAGCGCCUCCUAUGGUACCGGGCGGUUUGUCCCCAGACCGGGGCGUCACUCUGGGACAGGGUACGCCGCCAACCUGCGCCCCGUUCUGCACUACCAGCCCAGCCUGGACCGCACGGACAACCCCCCGCUGGGGCUCUCCCUGCUGGAUAGCCUCCAGUCGGUGACUCACAGGCACUUCCUGCCGCUCUGCCGCCCGGACGGCUCAGAGCCCCUGCCCCAGAUCCGUGGGAAGAGGGAGAGUGCAUACCUGCGGGACACAGCUGUGGAAAGAGGAGUGAGGAGGAGGCAAAAUGUUGCAUCAGUCAGAGUAUCAGGGCCACUUUGUCCCAUUGGCCACUGGCCCAGCAGGUCCAGGUAGGAUACUGAUAUUGCACUGACGCAGUAUUUACCUUGUAGGACACCGCGGUAAACACAGAUACCAUACCUGACUGACGCAGUAU